AUGGGAGUCCCCAAGUUUUACCGGUGGAUCUCGGAGCGGUACCCCUGCCUCAGUGAAGUGGUCAAAGAGCAUCAGAUUCCUGAAUUUGACAAUUUGUACCUGGAUAUGAAUGGAAUUAUACAUCAGUGCUCCCAUCCUAAUGAUGAUGAUGUUCAUUUCAGGAUUUCAGAUGAUAAGAUCUUUAGUGAUAUUUUUCACUACUUGGAAGUUUUGUUUCGCAUAAUUAAACCUAGGAAAGUAUUCUUUAUGGCUGUUGACGGUGUGGCUCCUCGAGCAAAAAUGAACCAGCAGCGUGGGAGGCGUUUCAGGUCAGCAAAGGAAGCAGAAGAUAAAAUCAAAAAGGCAAUAGAAAAGGGAGAAACUCUUCCUUCAGAGGCCAGGUUUGAUUCCAACUGCAUUACACCAGGGACUGAAUUCAUGGCCAGGCUGCAUGAACAUCUCAAGUAUUUUGUAAAUAUGAAGAUUGCAACAGACAAGUCAUGGCAAGGAGUCACCAUCUACUUCUCAGGCCAUGAGACUCCCGGAGAAGGAGAGCAUAAAAUCAUGGAAUUCAUCAGAUCCGAGAAAGCAAAGCCAGACCAUGAUCCAAACACCAGACACUGUCUUUAUGGCUUAGAUGCUGACUUGAUUAUGCUUGGUUUAACAAGUCACGAGGCUCAUUUCUCUCUCCUAAGAGAAGAAGUUCGUUUUGGUGGCAAAAAAACGCAAAGGGUAUGUGCACCAGAAGAAACCACAUUUCACCUCCUCCACUUGUCUUUAAUGAGAGAAUAUAUUGAUUAUGAAUUUUCAGUAUUAAAAGACAAAAUCUCAUUUACAUAUGAUAUUGAAAGGAUCAUAGACGAUUGGAUUUUGAUGGGAUUUCUUGUUGGCAAUGAUUUCAUUCCUCAUCUACCUCAUCUACAUAUUAAUCAUGAUGCACUGCCUCUUCUUUAUGGAACUUAUAUUACCAUUCUGCCAGAACUUGGAGGUUAUAUCAAUGAAAGUGGGCAUCUCAACUUACCUCGAUUUGAGAAAUAUCUUGUAAAAUUAUCAGAUUUUGAUCGUGAACACUUCAGUGAAGUCUUUGUGGACCUUAAGUGGUUUGAAAGCAAAGUUGGUAACAAGUACCUCAAUGAAGCAGCAGGCCUUGCAGCUGAAGAGGCCAAGAGCCACAAAGAAAAGAAAAAACCAAAGGGUCAAGAAAACUCCUUAUGUUGGGCUGCUUUAGACAAAAAUGAAUCUGAAGUAACUACAUCUAAGGAUAAUUUGGAGGAGGAGACUGAAGAUGAUGACCUCUUCGAAACCGAGUUCAGACAGUACAAGAGAACAUACUACAUGACGAAGAUGGGCGUGGACGUAGUAUCUGAUGAUUUUCUAGCUAAUCAAGCUGCCUGCUAUGUUCAAGCGAUACAGUGGAUUUUGCACUAUUACUAUCAUGGAGUUCAAUCCUGGAGCUGGUAUUACCCAUAUCAUUAUGCGCCUUUUCUAUCAGAUAUCCGAAAUAUCAGUACUCUUACAAUCCAUUUUGAACUAGGAAAACCUUUUAAGCCAUUUGAGCAGCUGCUUGCUGUACUUCCAUCAGCUAGCAAAAAUUUGCUUCCUACAUGUUACCAGCAUUUGAUGACCAGUGAAAACUCUCCAAUUAUAGAAUACUAUCCACCUGAUUUUAAAACUGACCUAAAUGGGAAACAACAGGAAUGGGAAGCUGUGGUAUUAAUACCUUUUAUUGACGAGAGGCGAUUGUUGGAAGCCAUGGAGUCAUGUAACCACUUCCUCAAAAAUGAAGAGAAGAAAAGAAACCAACAUAGUGAGUGUCUCAUGUGCUGGUAUGACAGAGACACAGAGUUUGUCUACCCCUCUCCGUGGCCAGAAAAAUUCCCUCCCAUACAACAGUGUUGCACAAGAUACAAAAUAAUAUCUUUAGAUGCUUGGCAUGUGGAUAUAAGCAAGAAUAAAAUAACCAAAGUUGACCAGAAGGCAUUAUACUUCUGUGGAUUUCCUACUCUGAAGCACAUCAAACACAAAUUUUUUUUGAAGAAAAGUGGUGUCCAAGUAUUCCAGCAAAGCAGUCGUGGAGAAAACAUGAUGUUGGAAAUUUUACUGAAUGCAGAUCCAGAUGAACUCAGCAUAGAGAAUGUAGCUUCCGCGGUGCUUGGAAGGUCUGUCUUUGUUAAUUGGCCUCACCUUGAAGAAGCUAGAGUCGUGGCUGUGUCAGAUGGAGAAACUAAGUUUUAUUUGGAAGAACUUCCAGGAACACAGAAGCUUUAUUUGGGAAGAACUGCCCCACCAUCUAAAGUGGUCCAUCUUGGAGAUAAAGAACAAUCCAACUGGACAAAAGAAGUGCAAGGGAUUUCAGAACAUUAUCUGAGAAGAAAAGGAAUAAUAAUAAAUGAAACCUCUGCAGUUGUAUAUGCUCAAUUACUUACAGGUCGUAAAUACCAAAUAAGUCAAAAUGGUGAAGUUCGACUAGAGAAACAAUGGUCAAAACAAGUUAUUCCUUUUGUUUAUCAAACCAUCGUUAAGGACAUCCGUGCCUUCGAUUCCCGUUUCUCCAGUAUCAAAACCCUGGACGACUUGUUUCCUCCUGGGAGUAUGGUCUUCAUGCUGGGGACCCCCUAUUAUGGCUGCACGGGAGAAGUUCAAGAUUCUGGCGAUGUGAUUACUGAAGGUAGAAUCCGUGUGGUUUUCAGCAUCCCCUGUGAACCCAAUCUUGAGCCUUUAAUACAGAACCAGCAUAAAUAUUCUAUAAAGUACAACCCAGGAUAUGUGUUGGCCAGUCGCCUUGGAGUGAGUGGAUACCUUGUUUCAAGGUUUACAGGAAGUAUUUUUAUUGGAAGAGGAUCUAGGAGAAACCCUCACGGAGACCAUAAAGCAAAUGUGGGUUUAAAUCUCAAAUUCAACAAAAAAAAUGAAGAAGUGCCUGGAUACACCAAGAAAGUGGGAACUGAGUGGAUGUAUUCGUCCGCGGCGGAGCAGCUCCUUGCAGAGUACUUAGAGAGAGCUCCAGAACUGUUUAGUUAUAUAGCCAAAAAUAGCCAAGAAGAUGUGUUCUAUGAAGAUGACAUUUGGCCAAGAGAAGAUGAGAAUGGUGCUGAGAAAGUCCAGGAAAUUAUUUCCUGGCUAAAAGGACAUCCUGUCAGUACUUUGUCUCGUUCUUCUUGUGAUUUACAAAUUCUGGAUGCAGCUAUUGUUGAGAAAAUUGAGGAAGAAGUUGAAAACUGUAAGCAAAGAAAGAAUAAUAAGAAGGUACGAGUGACAGUGAAGCCCCAUUUGCUAUACCGACCGUUGGAGCAGCAACAUGGAGUCAUUCCUGAUCGGGAUGCAGAAUUCCGUCUCUUUGACCGUGUCAUCAAUGUGAGAGAGAACUUUUCUGUUCCCAUUGGCCUUCGAGGCACCAUCAUAGGAAUUAAAGGGGCUAAUAGAGAAGCUGAUGUACUAUUUGAAGUGUUAUUUGAUGAAGAAUUCCCUGGAGGAUUAACAAUAAGGUGCUCACCUGGUAGAGGCUAUCGCCUACCCACGAGUGCAUUAGUGAACCUCUCUCACGGGAGUCGCACCGAAACAGGAAAUCAGAAGCUGACCGCCAUCGUGAAACCACAGCCUGCUGUGAAUCAGCACACCUCAAAUUCAGCCGUUUCAUCUGGGCAUUUGGGAGGCCUCAAUCAUUCCCCGCAAUCACUUUUUGUUCCUACUCAGGUACCUACUAAAGAAGAUGAUGAAUUUUGCAACAUUUGGCAGUCGUUACAAGGUUCUGGAAAGGUGCAGAACCUUCAGCCAGCUGUUCAAGAAAAAGGUAAAGUUCUUCCUCAAGAAACAAGUCAAGCAACUCAGCAUCCUAAGUCUGACGUUAAUGACAACAGUAUUAAAGCUCAUCAAAGAAAACAUGACCCUCACAGAAAAUUUAAAGAAGAAUGUAAGAGCCCUAAAAAUGAAUGUCAGUCACAGAAAAUAUCAAAUAAGCAGCCUGCUCUUGGAAUGGAGAACUUUUUAGCAUCCCUGAAUAUCUCCCAUGAAAAGGAAGUACCGCCUGCUCAUCACAGAGAGCCCCGCAGUGAAGAGCACUUGUCGCCACAGUCAUUUGCCAUGAAGGGAACACGAAUGCUUAAAGAAAUUCUAAAAAUUGAUGGCUCUGACUCUGUGGACCAUAAAAAAGAAACAAAGCCAUUUGAUGAUGAAAUGCUUAUUUCUUCUAAUAGAAGAGACGAAUGCGGACCUUCCUCACAGCUUAAACAAAAUGAGAAACUAGCAUCUCAUAUGAACAAAUCUCACAGUGCUGAUGAAUUCCACGUUGUCCAGUCUAUGGACAAUCUGCCUUGGCCAACCUCCAGUCAAACCACACCUGUCACAGAGCUGUCUCGAAUUUGCUCGCUUGUCGGAAUGCCACAGCCAGAUUUCACCUUUCUUAGAACACCACAGACGAUGACAGUUUGCCAGGUGAGGCUGUCUACGGGUUUACUGGUACAUGGACCACCAUGUCGCUCGGAAAGUGAAGCCAAGGAGAAAGCUGCCUUUUUUGCUUUACAGCAGUUGAGCUCAUUAGGUGUGAAUGUCUCUGUGCCUCUACCAAUAUUUCCAAAUUAUCCUCCUCUGGUACCACCUGGAACCAUUCCUCCAGUUUUUCCUCAGCCUGCUGGCUGGGAUCCUUAUGGUAACAACUUAGCACUGGGGGCAGCCAACAUGAUGCCUUCGUCAGCUCAUCUCUUCGGCGCAGUGCCGUGGGGAGCGCCGUUGCCAGUUGCCCGAAAGCCUUUCCCUCACGCUUCCUAUCCUGGGUCCAUGCCUAUGCCGGGGCCCGUCCCCAGUGGUGUGCACAAUCAGUUCAUACCUCUACAGGUUACUAAGAAAAGAGUUGCAAAUAAGAAGAACUUUGGGAGUAAGGAGGCUCAGAGUUCUUCUCAAGCUGCUCCACCUCAGACCAGCCAGCCAGGAUCUUCUGGUGUCUCCAAAGUGGCCCCACAAGAGAGUUCAUCAGCCUCUAAAAAGUCCUCUCAGAUUCCUCAGCCUGCACCUUCUUUUCAAGUUGAAGUUGCCCCCCAAGACCGCCGUGUGCCACAUCAGAAAUCAGUGCCAGCUGCCCCCCAGGACCACCGAGCAAUGUCUCAUAAAUCGGCACCAAAUUCUUCCAGAAGAAAACCAAGAAAGCUGGCUGUCAAUUUUGGAGUUUCUAAACCUGAAUAA
Messenger RNA from Elephantulus edwardii (Cape elephant shrew), 5154 nucleotides. It is a transcript of the gene XRN1, whose product is annotated as 5'-3' exoribonuclease 1. Gene Ontology annotation, cellular component: nucleus. Gene Ontology annotation, molecular function: RNA binding; 5'-3' RNA exonuclease activity. Bases 1 to 5154 code for a protein of 1717 amino acids. NCBI's taxonomy places the organism in Eukaryota, Metazoa, Chordata, Mammalia, Macroscelidea, Macroscelididae. Gene Ontology annotation, biological process: nuclear-transcribed mRNA catabolic process; rRNA catabolic process. The transcript is spliced from 42 exons. The record is from RefSeq and is a predicted model, not a curated record.